Orussus abietinus is the source of this 1861-nucleotide messenger RNA. RefSeq names its product ATP-dependent RNA helicase WM6 (gene Hel25E). The record is from RefSeq and is a predicted model, not a curated record. NCBI's taxonomy places the organism in Eukaryota, Metazoa, Arthropoda, Insecta, Hymenoptera, Orussidae. The transcript is spliced from 11 exons. Gene Ontology annotation, biological process: mRNA export from nucleus; mRNA splicing, via spliceosome. Bases 126 to 1400 code for a protein of 424 amino acids. Gene Ontology annotation, molecular function: RNA binding; ATP binding; RNA helicase activity.
UCGGGCUUUCCGUUCCUUGCUCGGCGUUGAGAUCGAUUCGUGAUUCUUUGUCGCGUCGUUUACCAGACAGAAGUCGUUCGCGUUGAACGGAGGGUACAUUUUUAUAUCCCAUCUAAGCAUACACAAUGGCAGACAAUGACGAUCUUUUGGAUUACGAGGACGAGGAGCAGACCGAGCAGGUAGUUGAUGGGAGUGGCGACGUACCUGCCAAGAAAGAGGUCAAGGGAACGUACGUCUCUAUCCAUAGCAGCGGCUUCCGUGACUUUCUUCUUAAGCCAGAAAUCUUGCGUGCAAUCGUUGAUUGCGGUUUUGAACAUCCCUCUGAAGUACAGCACGAGUGCAUCCCACAAGCUGUGCUUGGCAUGGAUAUUCUGUGCCAAGCCAAGUCUGGUAUGGGAAAGACUGCAGUGUUCGUGUUGGCUACUUUGCAGCAACUCGAAUUAACUGAAAACCAAGUUUAUGUACUCGUUAUGUGCCACACGAGGGAACUCGCAUUCCAAAUCAGCAAGGAAUACGAGAGGUUCAGCAAAUACAUGCCUCAAGUUAAGGUUGGGGUGUUCUUUGGUGGUUUGCCAAUACAAAAGGACGAAGAGGUCUUAAAAAAUACCUGCCCUCAUAUCGUGGUCGGUACACCUGGACGCAUUCUUGCUCUCGUGAGAAACAAGAAGCUCAAUCUAAAACACUUGAAACAUUUUAUUUUGGACGAGUGCGACAAGAUGCUCGAGUUGCUAGAUAUGCGUAGAGACGUACAGGAGAUAUUCCGCAGUACCCCUCACGGCAAACAAGUCAUGAUGUUCAGCGCCACGUUAUCCAAGGAGAUUCGUCCAGUCUGCAAGAAGUUUAUGCAAGAUCCCAUGGAAGUCUACGUGGAUGACGAAGCGAAACUCACGUUACAUGGUCUGCAGCAACAUUAUGUCAAGCUCAAAGAAAAUGAGAAAAAUAAGAAACUCUUUGAGUUGCUUGAUGUGCUCGAGUUCAACCAGGUUGUCAUCUUUGUCAAAUCGGUGCAAAGGUGUAUGGCUCUGGCACAACUUUUGACCGAGCAAAAUUUCCCUGCCAUUGGAAUUCACAGAGGGAUGACACAGGAAGAACGUCUUUCGAGAUAUCAGCAGUUCAAAGAUUUUCAGAAACGUAUACUGGUAGCAACGAAUCUGUUUGGAAGAGGCAUGGACAUUGAGAGGGUAAACAUUGUUUUCAACUAUGAUAUGCCUGAGGAUUCUGAUACUUACCUGCACAGAGUAGCCCGAGCUGGUCGAUUUGGUACCAAGGGUCUUGCCAUUACUUUGGUGAGCGAUGAGAGCGAUGCUAAAAUAUUAAAUGAUGUUCAAGAGAGGUUCGACGUGAACAUCACUGAAUUGCCAGACGAAAUUGACCUCGCCUCGUACAUCGAGGGCCGAUAAGAUGAACUUGACGAAGCUGCAUUAUUGCGAACUUUUGCAGCUUUAAUUUUAUAUGUGAGUAAAUUACUACCAGUUGACAGCAUUUAACAGUAUUUAACUACUGUGACAAGCAGAUUGUACAAUUACGGAGUGCUUCGGACUUACAUUCACUUUUGUUUAUAUGCCAAUCGACCGAAGACUCUUCUACGUUUGUUACACCGGCUGGAACUCAUAUCAUGAUGCAGUUUAGUAACCUGUAGAGAGGAAAGGCUAGCCAUGGCAUCCCAUGCUAAAAAUGCAUUGUUUCGAUGUCGGUAAUAAACGUCAACUGAUUACUGUACAAAUACUACUUAUAUUUUAUUCCAAGAACUGUAUUGCAAACGAUAACUUGUGUGAUUAGAUGAGCAACAAAGAUAAUGGGUGCGACAGUGUACUUGUGUAAACAGUGGGGGAAGAAUAAAUGAAUUUCUUUGCUAUAAAAA